GGUUGGCGGAGCUUGGCGGCCGGAGUCGCGGCGGCGGCGGCGGCCGAGUGGCGGGAUGGCGGGCGCCGUGAGCGAGGCGCGCUUCGCGGGGCUGUCGCUGAUGCAGCUGCACGAGCUUCUGGAGGACGAUGCGCAGCUCGGCGACAUGGUGCGGGGGAUGGAGGAGGCGCAGACUGUUCAGCUUAACAAAGAGAUGACACUGGCUAGCAACCGGAGCCUGGCAGAGGGAAACCUUUUGUACCAGCCCCAACUGGAUGCUCAGAAAGCUCGCCUGACCCAAAAAUACCAGGAACUCCAGGUUCUCUUUGAGGCCUAUCAGAUAAAGAAGACCAAACUAGAUAAACAGUCUAACAACGCUUCCUUGGAGACUCUGUUAGCACUUCUUCAAGCAGAAGGGGCCAAGAUUGAGGAAGACACUGAGAACAUGGCAGAGAAGUUUCUGGAUGGAGAACUUCCUCUAGAUGCCUUUAUUGAUGUCUACCAGAGCAAGCGGAAGCUGGCACACAUGCGGCGUGUCAAAGUGGAGAAGCUCCAGGAGCUGGUGCUGAAGGGACAGAGACUCCCACAGGCUGGGGCCCCACUACCACCCAGGGCACCUGAGCCAUCACCUGCCACCGCCCUUCCCUAUCCCUCUCUGGAGGCCACUGGGCUCCCUUCUGUGGUGCCUCGGCGCAUCCCCCCGCCUCCACCCCCGGUGCCUGCAGGACACAUACCCACCCCAUUCACUGCUGCCAUGGGCUCAGGACAGGCUUCUGCGUACCCAGGAUUACAGUGUCCGCCUCUGCCUCCCAGAGUGGGCCUCCCCUCUCAGCAAGGAUUCUCCGCACAGUUGGUGUCACCAUACCCACCAGCCCUGCCCCAGAGACCCCCUCCACGGAUGGCUCCACACCAGCCAGGCUUCAUCCUCCAGUGAGCUCGGGUGCGUGCUCUUCCAGCAAGACACGCUCUGCCUGCCGUGCCAAGCGAGUUCUGCAGACAGAGGCUCUGAGGCUCAGCAUGUGGGCCAAGGGCUUGGGUGCCCUGGGGCCCGUGUGUCCAUCUGAUUUUAGAACUGUAGGUCCGUGGUAAGUAAUAGAGAGCAGGUUUUGUGUACCAAGGGAGCUCUGUUUGUGCCAGGCCAGUCUGCAUCACCUCAGUCUGUGUUCUGGGUGUGAUUUCUGAGUGUCUAGUGUUGAUGGACUCGUGCAUUUGGAAAGAUAACCCCCCCCACUCCAAUUUAGAUUCGUGGCCCUCCUGUCGCAGCUUUAUUUAAUAAGCAUGAUUAAUGUGUUUUAUUCUCAAGUCUUGGCCCACCAGCUGCUGUGGCACUAGUAAAGGCUGGUCUACACUGGCCAGCCUGGAAUGUGUGCCCACAGCCAGGCCAUGCUGUUCAUUGAGUCUGUGUGGGGUGGGUCAUCACAGCAACCUCCGGCUCCCGCCAAGCUGGAUGCUCUCAUGGUUCAAAGCCAAAGGCACAGUUUGCACUUGGCUGUUGUGUGCAGAGUCCAGGAGAGCUGUGGUCCUGGGUGAGGCUGGGGUGAGGCCGGCGUGAGCUGGACUUUGCACAGCUCAGCCCUUGGCCUUCCCCGCACACCUCAAGCCGCAUGAUGGUUUCUGUGAAAAAAAAAACCUCAGUGUUUUUACUACACUUGUAAUUUUCCUGUUUUAUAUUUCAAAAGAAAACUUUUUUGACACUCUCAAGACCAUUCAGGGAAACUUUUUUAAAAAUGCAGAUACUGUUUUGAGCUGGUUAAAAAUGCAGAUUUAUUGAGUGCCGCUUCCUGUCAGGCAAGCAGUGCAUGGUCACAUCCGUCAGUGCCCAUGCUGUGCCUUAGCUUCACUUGGUGCCAGGACUCAGGUGCCUGCAGUGUGUCAGCCACAGCUGCCCUAUUGAGCCCAGUUAGGCAUGGCCUGGCCGGCCUCAUUACUUUGUGAUAGGUCAGAAAAGGUCCAUCCUCCUCCAACCAGGAUAAUCUUAGGCAGCUGGCAGUGCUGCAGGUGUUGGCCAAGGCAUGGAAGGGGUUUGGGGAACGCCCACCCCACAGGGUUGGCAGCAGCAGCGCCUUCCUCUGGGAUCUCAUCUGCAGGUGUCACGUAUGCAGAGUUCCCAGGCCCCACUGGGGAGGGGCAGCCUCCAACACCUGUUCCCAGAAGAGGGCUGCGUGCCUGUUGGUAGAACUCAGAACCCCACCUUCACCCUGCCAGCUGGCUGCAGCCCCAAGGUAACAGAGUCAAGGCAGUGCUGAUGAGAGAGCCUGUCCCCAAGGCGUCCUGUAUUCCUCUUCAUGGAUUUGGACUCUGUACCCUACUGGAACUAUUCUGUAAAGAGACAAAGCUGUAUGUGCCACCUUAAUACCUCUGCCACCAGGAACGCCCACUGCCCAGUCAUGGGCUGCAGCCACAUGGGAGCUCCAGGUGGAUGCAGCACAGGGGCCGCCAGGCCAACCUUGCCAGGCCAUAGCUGGCACUGGGGCUGUAAAGCUGUAGAACUCUUAAUAAAUUGAGAAUUAUUAAUUUCA
This is a messenger RNA of Arvicanthis niloticus (Nile rat), 2498 nucleotides long. The record is from RefSeq and is a predicted model, not a curated record. Lineage: Eukaryota; Metazoa; Chordata; Mammalia; Rodentia; Muridae.